AUGACGUCAUCUAGAUGGGGAAGAUUCACAUCUAUGCUGUCCGUCAGACUACUUUCCCUUUCGAACUUAACCAUCAAUGAAAAAUUUGAAGGAAUCUUUCCGCAGUACACAUGCUCCAUGCUAAAAGCGCGGGCAUUGCUAUACUGGAAGGUGAAAUUGUUUAGUAACUGCACCAAAGUGGCCGUUCAUACGAUGGACAAGUUUCCCUGGUAUUCAUUGCGUAUUGCAGUGAACGGAAAAAAGCUUCCCACUUGGUACCGCAGUUUGAGUGAAUUUGAACAAAUGUGGCUGAUUAAUGUCAUGCUGAACGCAAACACACACGAAUGCCGAACCGCAGUGACUAAAUGGAAGAAGAAUUACAUUAAAGAUUACAAAUUCAGUGAAACUGCAUCCGUCAACAAGUAUUUCAUCCUCGUCGGUCCUCAAAAUCCAAGUGCCUGUAAAAUGUUACUGCGAAAGGAGCAAUUUGUUGAUGGAAACAUUGUAGUUAAAGAAUGUUUGGUGCAGAAAACAAGCAAACAACGAGAACCGGAAAUAGGGAGAUUGGCGCGGUACCGGUUGACUUUGUUAGAGACGCGACCACUUCAAGGCCGAAAUCCAGAUUAUUCCCUCCGUUUUCUUUCUGAGGUGAAUAGAAGGAAAUGCAAUUAUAACGGACAUUGGCGCUGAAUUCGCGUUUAAUGACGGAAUGCGAGGGAAAUAUUCAAAUAGAAUAACAAACGUGCAGCUUUCAAUACCUCCAUUGGUAAUAGAGUUAAUCAACCUAUUGUUUACAUCAUUUUCCUAAUGAUUUUGUCGAUACUUGAGGUUACUGUAAAGGAUUGUAAACCAUAGGUGCCUGUGGCUUUGUCGACUGAAAU
Dicrocoelium dendriticum is the source of this 860-nucleotide messenger RNA. NCBI's taxonomy places the organism in Eukaryota, Metazoa, Platyhelminthes, Trematoda, Plagiorchiida, Dicrocoeliidae. The record is from the annotation of a GenBank genome assembly.